This is a messenger RNA of Clunio marinus, 2565 nucleotides long. The record is from the annotation of a GenBank genome assembly. Lineage: Eukaryota; Metazoa; Arthropoda; Insecta; Diptera; Chironomidae.
AUUGUUGUCAAUAAUUUUGGAUUUGCUCUGCUGUCUUCAACAAAUUCAACAGAAGAUAAAGACGAUGCUAGCAAAUGUGAAAAGUUAACUGUUCCUUUAUGCAAGGGUGUAGAAUAUAACAUGACGAUUUUUCCUAAUCUGUUAAAUCACACAAAUCAGGGUGAAGCUGCACUUGAAGUUGAGCAAUUCUUUCCUUUAAUCAAAGUAGGCUGCUCCGGGGACUUAAAACUUUUUCUUUGCUUAUUAUACGCACCAGUUUGUACAAUUUUGGAGUAUCCUAUUCCUCCCUGCGGCUCUCUGUGUGAGAGUGCAAAAAAAUGUGAAAACGUCAUGAAAAGAUUUGGUUUCAUGUGGCCUAAAAGCCUCGAAUGCUCAAAGUUCCCUCAAAAAAAUGAAACUUUAUGUUUAGGGUCAAAUGUUUCUAUAAGUUUAGUUUGUUCACAACCAUCUUCAGUGCUCAUAUCGACUCAACAGCAAUCUAAAGAAAGAUAUAGUCAGGAAAUAAUUGAAAAUCAUAACAAAUGUGAACCCAUAACAAUUCCAUUGUGCCUAAGCAUUCAAUACAACAAGACGAUUUUUCCAAAUCUCUUAGGCCAUACAAGACAGGAUGAAGCUGCACUUGAAGUUCAUCAAUUUAUUCCUCUCAUCAAAAUAGAAUGCUCUCCAGACCUCAAACUUUUUCUCUGCUCAUUAUAUGCGCCACUUUGUACAAUUUUGGAGUAUCCAAUCCCUCCAUGUCGUUCUUUAUGCGAAAGUGCUCGAAAUUGUGAAAAAAUCAUGAAAACUUUUGAUUUCAUGUGGCCUGAAAGCCUCGAAUGUUCAAAGUUCCCUGAAGAUGCCACAGAAAAGCUUUGCAUAUCGAACAACGCGUCGUCAAGAAAUGAUCAGAAUUCUUUCACAGCCCCGUUUUCUGUUCUACAUAAGCAAGAUAGAAAAAAUAAUCAACAAGAAGUGUAUAAAAGCAAUGCAACCGGUUAUUCGCAUCGUUCAGUUGGCUUUGUAUGUCCCGUACAAUUGAAAGCUCCUCCCGUAAUGGGAUAUGAAUUAAAUGUAGCUGGAAAAGUUGUAAAAGAUUGUGGCGCACCAUGCAAUUCUUUAUUCUUCGAUGAAAACGAAAGGACGACUCUCCGUUAUUGGAUCAGUUCAUGGGCCGCUUUGUGCGUUGCCAGCUGUCUCUUCACGAUUUUAACAUUUAUCAUCGACUCAUCAAGAUUCAGAUAUCCAGAACGGCCGAUUGUCUUCUUAGCAAUUUGUUACUUGAUCGUUGGCAUGGCAUAUGUGAGUGGAUUAGGUGCUGGCGAUACAGUUGCUUGUCGUGAACCUUUUCAGCCAAAUACACGACUUGGAAGAUUACAAAUGAUAUCGACAAUCACACAAGGUCAUCGUCAAUCAACAUCAUGCACAGUUCUUUUCAUGAUGCUUUAUUUCUGCUCCAUGGCUGCUUUUGCUUGGUGGACAUGUUUAGCUUUGGCUUGGCUUCUCGCGUCAGGCUUCAAAUGGGGACAUGAAGCAAUUGAAGCGCGUUCACAUCUGUUUCAUUUGAUUGCUUGGGCCAUUCCCGCUAUUCAAACAAUCUCAGUAUUGGCAUUGGGAAAAGUUGAAGGCGAUGUUCUCAGUGGAGUUUGUUUUGUUGGUCAACUUGAUCGUCACUCGCUUGCAGUGUUUUUGAUUAUUCCUCUGUGUAUUUAUCUCUCGCUUGGUACGCUUUUCCUUUUCGCUGGAUUUGUGUCGCUCUUUCGUAUCAGAACAGUGAUGAAGAAUGAUGGAACAAAGACGGAUAAAUUGGAGAGACUCAUGAUGAGAAUUGGAUUUUUCAGCACGCUUUUCAUUUUACCGUCGUUUGUGUACUUGGGAUGUUUAUUCUAUGAGUAUAAAAACUUCGAUAAAUGGAUGAUUCAAUUUAAUCGAAGCAUGUGCAAAAAGUUCUCAAUUCCAUGUCCGCCACCAUUGAGCAUAACUGAAGAUGAGAAACCAAUUUUCAUCAAAUUUAUGUUGAAAUAUGUUUGCUCAAUGCUUGUUGGCAUCACUUCAUCAGUGUGGUUAUGCUCGGGAAAAACUGUUGCAAGCUGGAAACUUUUCAUCGAGCGGAUGAAAGGCAGCGACACACGCGAACGAAAUUAUGUUUAAUAAGGAAAGCUUUUAGGCAGAAAUUCACAGCUUUUGAUAUCCUCAAAAAUAUCUUUAAAGUGAAGAUGUAAAUUUUUGUAUCUUCCAAAAUAUUUUAAAUGUGUGAAUGACAAUUGAAUGAGAAAAAGAAAUUAAGCAGCGCUUCAUUAAAAAUUUAGUUGUUGCUAAAGUUAACGAAUGAAGUUGUGACAAAUAUUUAAAUGCUCGCAAAUUCAUUCAUCAAUUAAUGCUGAACAAAAGUGUCAUGUGUAAGUCUGAUUAAUAAGUCCAAAAUUAUACAACAACAGUAAUUUCCUACUUUUAAAGCUUUUUUACAAUUUUAAAUAACAUUUUUUAUAAGAAGUAUAAAAAAACUACAAGAAAUGAAAAGAAUUAAUAACUUGAUUAUAUAAUUUGAUGCUUUAAUCAAUAAAACAAAAUAAAAAAAAUAACAAAAAU